This is a messenger RNA of Oikopleura dioica, 1359 nucleotides long. The record is from the annotation of a GenBank genome assembly. Lineage: Eukaryota; Metazoa; Chordata; Appendicularia; Copelata; Oikopleuridae.
AUGUCGAAGCGCUCGGCGGAAUCCAGCCAGAAGCCCAGCAUCUUGGAGGUGCUGAAGAUUGAACGGGUGCCACCUCGACACCGGAUGAGCGACGAUGAUCCGCUCCUGCCACAAGUCGGCUCACCGGAAAUUUCUCCUCUUCCAGCUCCAACCCAACAGAGCGAAGCGGACGACACUGGCAUCGAAGAAAUUAACUCGGAUGACAGUGACUGCCCUACCAAACGAUUCAAGGGCGACGACUCGACUGGAAACUCGAACUUGGCUGAGCUGAACACUGUCUACCCGGACUAUCUCGCUGCUUACGACUCGCCAACCCCUGGCCAGGCCUUCCCAGCUACUCCGCAAGAGAGACCUGUCCCGCCGAUCUCCAUCUUUCAGAGCAACACGCCUAAAACGCACACCACCCCCAAUCCGACGACCGACUACUUUCCGGAGAUCAAGAUUGAAAAGACUUCGGAAGACGGUUCAAUCAAUGGAACUCCAUCCCGAGCUUUGAACGACUCUGGCUACUUCGAGUCGAAAUUCGAAGUUCCAAAAACUUCGAUCCAGACACCACCUCGCUAUCCAAUGUACCGGAACGAGGCGAUCGGGUCUUUCUCCGGCCACCACGCUGUUCACCCGUACGGUGUCAACUUUCCCCACCCGCCAAAUGGUCAAGAGACAAAUCAACCAUUCCAACAAUCGCAGUUCGGAAUGAUGCCCUUUGGCUACGGAGGCAUGUCUCCAGCAAUGGUACAGGAACACCAUCAUCGAAUUAUGCAACACAUGAUGAUGAUCCGACAGCAGCAGCAGCAGUACUACGAGGAGAACCGUGUUCAGUACUUCAACGGGCACCAGAUCUCGCCGACGAAGAUCAAGAUUACGAACACGACUGAGCGAGUGACGAGCCCUGGGCCUGUUCCAGCCGACUUCGAUCCGGAGAUCCACGGCUCCACCUCGCACCCAAUUCUCGUCAAGAUCUCCAAGUACUCUCUGACGAGCACUUCAACGGGGAUAAACUUUUAUUUCCGAAUCUUCGGCCGUGUUUUCAAAGCACGCAGAGAUUCCUUCAGCAAGGACAAGACGAUGAUGUACCUUCGCUGCAAUACCUGCCCGAAAGAACCUUGCAAGUGGCGGGCGAAGAUCAGGCUCCUCAAUCCUGAGAUCAAGAUUGAGGACGAGAAGUUCCAAGAUAUUGAGAACUAUCAAGUGCUGUCGAACACGAAGGCCCACCACCACCACCCAGCCUGCAGAGAGCUCUCCCUCACCGACAGCGAUAUGGUUGGAAACACGGACAAUCGUCUAUCGCCGACCCUAGCGCUACCUGACGCAUCUCCCAGCGCGCCCCAGCUAACGAUGACGACCAUGGCGACUCCUUAG